AUGAGGAUGAACAUGGAGUUUGAGCGAGUUCUGAAGUACUUUGAUGAAGAUGGGGAUGGGAAGAUUUCCCCAUGGGAGCUCAAGACGCGGCUAGGGAUGAUGGGUGACGACGAGGUAAUGUUGAAAGAAGUGGAGUCAUUGAUUGAGGAAUUGGAUUCCGAUGGAGAUGGGUUACUGAAUUUGGAGGAUUUGGUGAAGAUGAUUGAAGGAAGAGGAGAAGAAGAGAAGUUGAAGGAUCUGGGAGAGGCUUUUGAGAUGUAUAAUGACACUGAAAUGUUAGGGUUUAUAACUCCCAAAAGCCUGCAGAGAAUGCUUCUUAGGUUAGGGGAAUCCAAAUCCAUGGACCAAUGCACUGCCAUGAUUUCCCACUUUGAUUUGAAUGGUGAUGGCCUCCUCAGCUUUCAUGAAUUCACAAUCAUGAUGCACUGA
Messenger RNA from Sphenostylis stenocarpa, 429 nucleotides. Lineage: Eukaryota; Viridiplantae; Streptophyta; Magnoliopsida; Fabales; Fabaceae. The record is from the annotation of a GenBank genome assembly.